Molecule: messenger RNA, 1745 nt
Organism: Cutaneotrichosporon oleaginosum
Lineage: Eukaryota; Fungi; Basidiomycota; Tremellomycetes; Trichosporonales; Trichosporonaceae
Source: RefSeq, a predicted model, not a curated record
CUGGACGUGACGGGCUUUUCCGUUGCCUCUAACCGCUGUUUCCUGUGAAACAUGCCUCCACGUCAGGCUUUCGCCUCCUUUCGCCGUGUUUGUCUCGCCCCGGACGUGGCUGGUGCGAGGUAUCGGUAAGCAGUCGCUCUCUGAGCGGCUGGCAUAGCGACUGUUCGCACAUAGAUAAGUUGACACCAUCAGAGAGACAUGGUCUUGCAACUGCAAGAUCGUGAAAUCGUUGUAAGAGCAUGACCGAGCCUGUUAGCAAGUCACCCCGCCAAGGACCAGUGCGACCCCCGCCUUCUGGGCCGUUACCGCUUCUCCCAUCGCAGAAACACAGGACCAAAACGCUACGCCGAGCCCCUCCCGCCCCCAUCGUCCCUCCACCUCGUGAACCCUAUCUGGGAAGAAUUCAGCUGUCACCCAACCCCCUGUCUUCAAUCAUACAAGGGGACAUCUACGUCAACUUGCUAGGACACGAGGCUAUUCUCGUGCUUGGCGACGGCCAUGGCUUUCCCGGUGCUCCCGAGAGCUACUUUCCCACUCGCCAGUGCCGUAUCACAUUAUACGGGGCGCGAUUGAUUCCGCUUGAGCACGAAAGCUUUCGCAAACCAGAGGGCCACCUGAUCACCACAGGUGUGGGGGCAGGAGGAGGGGUUCAGACCUCUAAGUCAGUCGCAAUUCCGCCACGCGCAGAUCAGGGGAAGGAGACUCGCUCCCCCGUCGCGUCACUGCAAUCGAAUUCUGGAAGCUGGGACUGGUUACAAGUUGACCCUGGCGCGAACACAUACCGGCGCAAGACUCGCACACCGCGUACCCCGAUGCGCAGCACGCCCAACUCCCCCGCUACUCGUUCAUGUCAUGCUGUGAGGGCCAGCGAGAUAGGGCCGCCUGACACCCACUCGGUAUUUGUCACUCCGGAGAUGUUCAUACCCUCUCGACCUCCGCCUCUGCCGCCACAGUGGAGUCAGUACUCGUCUGCAAUCCCUGUUCUCGAUUCCACCUCGCCUCCCAUGGCCCCCAACCCCGACCUAUUGCCGACACUAUCCUCUCCGACAACCUUUACCCUCCCACUCAGAGCGCUUUGCAAGCCUCCCGACGCGUCGCCUGGGUAUGUCGCAACUCCUGGCCGCGCGACAGGUCUGCGCACCUCCAAGUCGCUUCACAACCUCACUCAAACACUUGCUACAGGCAUGUCUCCCGCGGCGAGGGCCUACCUCGCCACUCCUGUCGGUCCGCUCGCCUCAUCGGAGUCAAUUUCGCGACAGAUCCCUCUUACCGGCUAUGAUCAUGAAGCUGACACCUUCCGUCUUCACCCUUGGUCACAGGAGGCCUUACCGCUAGGUGGUCCAUCGCAAUCGAGAUAUCGCACCCCCUCCGACUCAUCGCAAUCGUCCUACUCUCCGAGCCCUGAAAUCGAGCAGAGAUCAGUUGCAGCAUAUGAAGAGCUGACCGCACCGUCAAUCCUCAGACAACCAGGAGCCGCCAGCCACUGAGACCGCAGUGACCGCCAUCAUCCGUAAUUGUAAACAAGGGAGUGGCACGGCGUAUGCAGGAUGGCCUCUGAAAUUGUUUCCGGCAAUACCCCGUUACAAUAUGACCGGGGCGUCCUCCAGAACGUGCUACUAGGUACAGUCCAAAAACGUAGAAGUUUGUGGACGAGUUAGGAAUCGAACCAAAGACCUUGUCAAGAUCAUUGUGGUGUGCUGCUCGCACACCGACUGCUAAUGACACGCUCUACCAACUGAGCUACA